This is a messenger RNA of Penicillium daleae, 2316 nucleotides long. RefSeq names its product potassium transporter. Lineage: Eukaryota; Fungi; Ascomycota; Eurotiomycetes; Eurotiales; Aspergillaceae. Gene Ontology annotation, molecular function: potassium ion transmembrane transporter activity. Gene Ontology annotation, biological process: potassium ion transmembrane transport. The transcript has 11 exons. The record is from RefSeq and is a predicted model, not a curated record. Gene Ontology annotation, cellular component: membrane. Bases 1 to 2316 code for a protein of 771 amino acids.
AUGUCUACUAGCACCGAGGAUGGGCCGGCCGAGGAUCGCGUGAUGGAAAUCCAUCCCACAUCCAGCGCAGGAGGUGUUUUUUCAUCUCGCGUAUCUCAACGCAAGGCUACUCAUGGAAACAAGGCUACAAACGCCAAGGAGAUGGACUUAGAGGUCGCAUCUGUCUCGGACGCACCUGAAGUGGAGGAAAGGGACUUCCACAGCAAGCAGGUAUUCAAAGGAUGGACACUGGCAUGGCUUGCGUAUCAGUCACUCGGAGUCAUUUAUGGCGACAUCGGAACAAGCCCGUUGUAUGUCUUCUCGUCUACUUUCAGCAGUGAACCGAGCCAUGACGAUAUUGUCGGAGCCGUGUCAUUCGUCAUCUGGGCUCUCACCAUCAUGGUUACCAUAAAAUACGUCUUCAUCGUGCUCUAUGCAGAUGAUGAGGGCGAAGGAGGCACAUUUGCUUUAUACUCUCUCUUGUCAAGAUACGCUAAACUCGUUCGACACGAUCCUCGCCAUACGAAUUUCGUUAAAUUGCAGCGAUACGCCACGAACGACCUGCAAAAGCCGAAUCGAAUGACUCGCAAUGUUAUGGAACGAAGUUCAUUCAUCAAAUGGGCUCUCAAAAUUUUGGGCGCAUUUGGUGUCUCACUCCUUCUUGCAGAUGGAGUUCUAACCCCUGCGCAGUCUAUUCUGGGGGCCAUCCAAGGAAUUACCGUCGUGAACCCCAAUAUCUCUUCCUCGACUGUCGUUGGCGUAUCAUGUGCAAUUCUCGUCCUCGUAUUCAUUGUCCAACCGUUUGGAACCAGCAGGCUUGCAAGCGCCUUUGCUCCGAUUGUCAUUGUGUGGAUGAUUUUCAACUUCUCGUUCGGAAUCUAUAAUCUGGUCAUGUAUGAUGCGUCCGUACUUAAAGCAUUCUCUCCCUCCUUCGCAGGGGCGUUCUUGAAGCGGAAUGGAAGAGAUGGAUGGCUGCAAUUGGGAGGAAUCUUGCUUGCCUUCACCGGUGUUGAAACAUUGUUUGCAGACUUGGGAGCGUUUAGCCAACGGGCAAUUCGUAUUUCUUGGCUUUUAUUCGUGUAUCCUUGCCUUCUUCUGUCGUAUAUUGGCCAAGGUGCUUUCAUUAGCCGAGUACCCAGUGCGUAUGCUAAUCCGUUCUACCUCACUGUCCCGCCUGGCAUGCUAUGGCCAAGUCUUAUAGUGGCCAUCUUGGCGUGUAUUGUCGCAAGCCAGGCUGUGAUUACUGGGUCGUUCCAGUUGCUUUCUCAAGUUAUGAAGUUAUCAUACUUCCCCCAAGUGAAAGUCUACCAUACCUCAAAGACGUUCCAUGGGCAAAUUUACAUUCCUCUGGCCAACUGGCUCAUGAUGAUUGGAAGUGUCAUUGUGACCGCGGUCUACAAUAAUACCACUGCCCUCGGUGAGGCCUACGGAGCAUGUGUAAUACUUGUCUCUUUCCUCACAACCUGCAUGGUGACAGUUGUUGCGCUCAUUGUGUGGAAGCUACCCGUGUACCUGGUUCUGCCCGUGUUUCUGAUUUUCGCGCUUUGGGAUGGAAUGUUCCUCUCGGCCGCCUUAAGCAAGGUUCCACAUGGUGCAUGGUUCACGCUGAUGAUAGCUGUUGCAUUGACCUGCAUUUUCGUCCUCUGGCGGUAUGGAAAGGAAGAACAAUGGAAAGCAGAGGAAUCCGAUAAUACACCUCUAUCCCGGACUAUCGUGCUGAGUGAAAGCCAGAUCGUCCUGCGGAACGGGUCUCAGAACUCAACCAUUACCCCAAUCAGUGGUCUGGGAAUAUUCUUCGACAAAUCAGGCAGUGCUACUAACACACCGACGGUAUUCCUUCACUUUAUACAAAAGUUCAGUGCGACACCUGAGGUGUCAGUGUUCUUUCAUCUGCGUCCCCUUUCGGUGCCCACCGUUGCUCCAGAAGAGCGAUACUCAGUCUCUCGUUGCUACACAUAUGGCGAUGGUCCGAACAAACAGGCUAUUCCAAAUUGCUACAGGCUGAUCGUCCGCCAUGGAUACACGGAUGAGAUAGUCACACCUGACCUUGGAAUAUUGGUCCUUGAUCUGAUUCGGAGCUAUCUGAACUCCCAAAAUAAUUCCAAAAUACCAGAGGAUCAUGCAGACAGAUUGGACGCGCUCCAUGGUGCUUGGAAAUCUCAGGUCAUCUACAUCGUGGGGAAAGAGCAGUUGAAGAUUCCGAAGAAGACAAACAUCCCCCGUCGAUUUUUCCUCUGGGCAUUUUUGUGGAUGCGAGAUGUCAGCCGAACUAAGAUUCAGCACUUGAAUGUUGAGACUGACAGAGUGGUGGAGGUUGGUUUUGUGAAGGAAAUGUAA